This is a messenger RNA of Linum tenue, 4609 nucleotides long. Lineage: Eukaryota; Viridiplantae; Streptophyta; Magnoliopsida; Malpighiales; Linaceae. The record is from the annotation of a GenBank genome assembly.
GAAUUUACUCUUUUGGUGGUAAUAUCUCUAUACUACGGAGAGAAAGGUCGGAAUGCUGGAAACCUUACUUUGAAACCCUUUCUCCGUUUGUGUUCAGGCUUUUAGCCUUUAGCCAUCCCCCCUGUCCCUCCCGCAAACCUCCCAGCCGCCAUCGCAAGCAAUAAAAGGACUCGUCGCCUCAUUCUCAGCCCGGCCUCCUUUAGCUGUCGUGGCCGACUGCUCAAUCUGGUUGGAACGGUUAUUAGAUUUUCUCAACUCCAGUAGGUUUUCAAGGAAUCCAGGAAGAAAAUAGGGUCGGAGAGUGUAUUGUGGCUUACAAUGGGGAGCAAAAAGAGAACCUCAAAUUUGGUAGCGGAAGCUAAUGAGGUUGUGGGUGUGGAAGAAGAAAAUGCAGUUACAAAUCCCAUCAAGAAGAAAAUGAAGAAGGGUAAGGAGAAGAGUGGUGAUAGGGCUGAUGGGGAUGUUCCUACUGCUUCUAAUCCGUCCGCUGGAACUAAUUCAAUCAAAAGCAUGGAAAGAAAGAAGGAAAGGAAAACAGUGGACAAACUGCGUCGCCAUGGUGCUUCGGAUGCAGAUGCACAGGAAAAUCCGAUAAUGAAUUUAGAUUCUAAAGUCAAUGAAACAAGGGGACAAAUGGUGGCGUCAUCUGGCAAUGCACUUCCUGCUUUCCACAUUGAUGUUUUCAAAGAUUUGGCAUCUGCCGAUGCUUCCUUAAGAGAAGCUGCUGUAGAAAGACUAGUGGCAGAAUUGCAAGAGGUUCACAGAGCUUACGAGGGAAACAAGGAGUUGUUUGAAAGUGGUUUGAAAUUGGAAGCUGAAAAGGAUGAUGGGUUGAAAGAUUGUGCACCAUCCGUCAGAUAUGCUAUAAGGAGACUUGUACGUGGCACUUCAUCAUCUAGGGAGGGUUUCGCAUUAGGAUUGACUCUGUUGAUUUGCACAAUUUCUUCCAUCAAAGUUGACUCUUUGCUGAAAUUGAUUGUUGAGACAUUAGAAGUUUCUGCAUCAAUGAAGGGCGAGGAAGUAAGGGAUUGUCUUUUGGGUAGAUUAUUUUCUUAUGGCGCUCUUGCUCGGUCAGGUAGACUGAAUGAGUUGUGUGUGUCGGAUCCAAACACUCCAAUAAUCAAGGAGUUCGUCAGUGUUCUGCUGACUCUUUCAACAAAGAAAUCGUAUUUGCCAGAGCCUGCUGUAACAGUUAUCUUGGAAUUGGCAGAAAAGGUAGUUUUGCAGCUAACUGCUAUUGGUUUUUAUCAAACUUCUUAUUCAGUGUUUCCUUUUCUUUUUGAUUGUCCUGUAUCAGCUUUGCUGUGUGGUCCGCCGUUGUUAUAUGUACAGAUGCAAGUGGAACACGUAUUGAAUCACAUACUUGAAGCUCCUGGACUUUCUGAGUGGUUUAAUGAUGCCGUGGGUGCUGGGAACCCAGAUGCUUUGCUUCUAGCUCUGAAAGUUCGGGAGAAAGUUUCUGUUGAUAGCUUAAAUAUUGGAAAUAUUCUGCCAUAUCCAUUCAGCCCUACCAGAUUUUUCUCCUCUGAUCAUUUGACCUUACUCACUCAGUGCUGGAAGAAUUCAACCUCCUGCCAGCCUCGAGUUCACAGCGUGUGGCCUGUUAUGGUAAAUAUGAUUUUGCCAGUAAUGAUAUCCCAGGCCGAAGAUGUGGUGUCUGCUUCUAAUUUUCUGAAGAAGAAUCGAAGAAACAGGAAGUCUAGUUCACCAGAUGAAGAAAUUGAAAAGAAUGUUCAAAAUUUCUGUGAAGUUAUAAUUGAGGGUGCCCUCCUGACAUCAUCUCAUGACCGUAAGCAUCUGGCAUUGGAUGUUCUGCUCCUCCUUCUUCCAAGGCUACCUGCAUCUUUAGUCCCAGUUGUUCUCUCUUACAAACUUGUGCAAGGCCUCAUGGAUAUUCUCUCAACAAAAGAUAGCUGGCUCUUUAAGGUUGCACAUCAUUUUUUUAAAGGAUUGUCAGAUUGGGUUGGAGAUGAUGAUGUCAGAAGAGUUGCUGUCAUAGUUGCCUUACAGAAACACAGCAAUGGGAAAUUUGAUUUCAUAACAAAGACAAAAACAGUAAAAGCUUUGUUGGCAGACUUCAAAACGGAAUCUGGUUGCAUGCUGUUCAUUCAAAAUUUGAUGAACUUGUUUGUGGAUGAAGGUAAUGCAUCAGAUGAACCUUCAGACCAGAGCCAGACAACUGAUGACAAUUCAGAGAUGGGAUCGCUAGAGGAUAAAGAUUCUGGUGUCAUGGGAAUUUCUGAUUCCUUGAAAAGUUGGAUUGUAGAAUCAAUGCCAAGUAUCUUGAAAUCUUUGAAGUUGGAGCCUGAAGAAAAAUUCCGUGUCCAAAAAGAAAUCCUAAAGUUCCUUGCAGUUCAAGGUUUAUUCUCCGCAUCUCUUGGCUCUGAGGUCACAUCUUUUGAACUACAUGAGAAAUUUAGGUGGCCAAAGGCAGCAACUUCAAGUGCCAUAUGCAAAAUGUGCAUUGAGCAAAUGCAAUCAUUACUGGCAAGUGUUCAGAAGAUGGACGUAUCCCCAGUUUUGCUGCAAAGCUCUGAAUUUAGUGAUCUGGGGUCGUUCUUCAUGCAAUUCCUCUCAACAUUGCGCAGCAUACCUUCUGUUUCUUUAUUCCGUGUUUUAAGUGACGAGGAUGAGGAGGCUUACCAAAAGUUACAAACAAUGGAAGCUAGUCUUUACAAACAGGAAAGAAGGGGCGGUCCUGAGGACUUCAUGUACAAGUAUCAUGCACUGAGGUACUUGUUGAUCCAGCUAUUGCUCCAAUUGCUUCUUCAUCCGGCAGAAUUCACUGAACCUGUCUCUGAAAUUAUCAUAUGUUGCAAGAAAGCUUUUGUCCUUUCUGACGUUCUUGAGUCGGGAGAAGAUGUGUCGGAUAGUGAUGUUUUGUGGAUGGAUGUUCUUGUCGACACUUUAGUUUCACUGUUGCCUCAGUCAUCAGCUCCUAUCCGGUCUGCUGUUGAGGAGGUUUUUAGGUGUUUCUCCUACAACGUGACACAUGAUGGAUUGUUGCAAAUGCUGCGCAUCAUCAAGAGAGACUUGAAGCCAGCUAGACAUCGGGAAGCAGAUAGUGACGAUGAAGAUGAUGAUGAUCUUCUCGACAUUGAAGAAGAUGAAGAUGAUGAUACUGAUGAAGCCCAAACAGUUGAAACAGGCGAGAGUGAAGAACAGACAGAUGACUCCGAGGCAGUAGUGGAAGGUGACAAAGAAUCACCUGAAGAAUCUGAUGAGUCAGAUGAUGGAAUGGAUGAUGAUGCAAUGUUCAAGAUGGAUACAUACCUUGCCCAGAUUUUCAAAGAGAAAAAAAAUCAGGCUGGUGGUGAAACUGCUCAAUCACAGCUUGUCUUGUUCAAGCUUCGUGUUCUCUCAUUGCUGGAGAUUUACCUACAGACAAAUCCAGGCAAAGGUAGGCCCCACGUCUUGACAAUCUAUUCAUACUUGGCUCGAGCGUUUGUUAACCCGCAGACCACAGAAAUAAGUGAACAGCUAGGACAGCGAAUAUGGGGAAUUCUAAAUAAGAAAAUAGUGAAGUCAAAGGAGUAUCCGAAAGGAGCUGAUGUGGACAAUGUAUUGCUUGUAAAACUGCUCGAAAGAAAUUUAAAGUUGGCAUCCAGGCCAUUUAAGAAGAAGAAAUCUUCUGCUGCUGAUCAAUCCAAGAAAAAGCAGUCAGCUGCCUGGAAACGGCACAAAAUGCUGGGUUCCCUUGCACAAGAUUCAACAUUUUGGAUCCUGAAGGUCAUUGAUGCCAGCAACUUUUCAGAGGAUGAACGCAAUAGUGUCUUUCAUGCGGUAAAGAAUCUGCUUACAGGUUAUUUUUGCAGUAAGAAGUGCCCAAUAAAGUCGGGGUUUGUUAGAGAGGUAUUUAGGAGGAGACCGUGGAUUGCGCACAACCUUUUUGAGUUCCUUGUAGACCAAUGCAGCAGCUCAAAACUGGAAUUUCGUCGGGUUGAAGCACUUGAACUUGUUAUAGAGGUUUUGAAAUCAAUGAUUUCUAGUACGGGUUCUGAUAACAAGGCUGCAAAGAAGAUGCUGAAAACUCAGGGGAUUCAGAAGCUGAGCGUGCUCAUCAAGGAGCUAGUGACAAAUAUGCCGGAGAAACAGUCGAGGCAAGCUGAUGUGCGGAAAUUUUGUGGGAAGGUCUUCCAGACUAUAUCAGCCAAUAACUUGACUAAGGCCUUCCUAAAAGAACUGAUGCCAGAAGCCCAAACUGCUUGCGAGUCCCAUCUCGGAGAGCUGUUCCUCAACUUCAAGAAUGGGGUGCAGCAACAAAAGGUAAAGGAUUCAGCUUGAGGUAGAGCUGUUGGCCUUGCAGAUUAUGUUGAUCUCAAGUUGCAAAAGUUUUGAUGGUAUCUAGUUUUGUGUUUUUUGCUAGAUGUGAUCUUAUUUUCUUAUUACCAAGAGAAACACACUGAUAAGAUAUUGUACACCCUAACUUUCUCAAGUUGUACUUGGAUCUUUCAACUUGUGGCAUGUGCAUGGAGACAGUUUGUCAUAUUAUUAUUCUCUGACCUGGUUUGUAGGAGUCAGCAGAUGGUGGUUCUGUGCAGGUUUGACUGGUUUAGAAUCACCGAUACGUGAUGAGUGAGAAAAAAAUGACCACACGUAGGGGCAAUUU